AUGGGACAUCAGCGCAAAACCACCACUAUUCGUGCUCCUCUGGUCGUCGACAAUGAUACGUCAUCGAGCCAAGGAGAACAGAAAAAGGUCACGGAGACAGAUCUAGUGGCCAAGCGAGUCCGAAAGCGUCAUGAGGACACUACCGCAAAGCUACUCCUGCCAAGCUUUCGCGCUGCUAUCCGCGAAGACCAAGUCAAGGCUUUUCUGGAAUGCGCAGCGCUCAUCUGGUUUCUUCGGUUUCCUGAACCUGAAGAGGGAAUUCAUGUACAUCGAACUUUUCUCAAUGACGCCGGCUAUGACGACCACAUCCGCCGCGAACGAUGCAAAGCCCUCAAAAGUCGGCUCUGCUGGCUGGCAGGAAUUUUUCCAAAGAAUCUUCCAGACGGCCCUGUUCCAGAAGACUCGAUCUGGAUGGAGGAAAUGAACAAAGAGGUGAAGACAAUCGCGUCUUCGCUUCGUACCCACAAGGACACAUCGGGUUUGGAGGCGAUCGAGCUCUGCUUGGAAGAUAACCUUGGUCUGGCGAAGGAACGGGCGGCGUUGGAGGAACAGGAAAGGCUCGAUGAGGAGUACACAAUGCUUCAUUUUUAA
This is a messenger RNA of Laccaria bicolor S238N-H82, 591 nucleotides long. RefSeq lists its product as uncharacterized. The record is from RefSeq and is a predicted model, not a curated record. The transcript is spliced from 3 exons. Bases 1 to 591 code for a protein of 196 amino acids. NCBI's taxonomy places the organism in Eukaryota, Fungi, Basidiomycota, Agaricomycetes, Agaricales, Hydnangiaceae.